Messenger RNA from Spodoptera littoralis (African cotton leafworm), 492 nucleotides. NCBI's taxonomy places the organism in Eukaryota, Metazoa, Arthropoda, Insecta, Lepidoptera, Noctuidae. The record is from the annotation of a GenBank genome assembly.
AUGUUACUCAUGAAAGCUAAUUUCUAUUUGUGCUUACUCCUACUAUACUCAUUUUGGAUAUGUUCAACCGAUGCGCGACGUGGACGCACCAGAAGCAGAACAAAAUCCAAGGUACAAAUCGGAUUACCCAUCACCGGAAAGUACAGGGAUCCCGAAUCAGAUCAAUAUUACAAUAAUAACGACGGUGCAAAAAUUCUACUUGCAUCACAUUUUGACCUUGAGUAUGUACUGGGACACAAGAUUGCAUUCUUAUGUAUCGCCAAAGGGUCACCUCGACCGCAUAUUACAUGGUUUAAAGAUGGAGUGGAAAUAUUUGCCCAUCACUACUUACACAUUCACGAGUGGCCUAUUGGUGAUGACCGUGUGAAAUCGAAGAUUGAGAUUGACCCUGCCACUCAAAUGGACGCCGGCGUGUACGAGUGUACGGCAGACAACAUGUACUCCAUUGAUAGGCGCUCCUUCAAGACAGACUUUUCCAUUGCCUUCGACUGA